AUGGUUUACCUCGGAGAACCCAAGUCUCAUCCCACCAAUCUCUACUUCCUUUUCCUCUUCUUUUCAACAAAUCUCCUUACCUUUUUCCUAACUUCCACCCUUUACUCUUCUUACUUUCUCCGAGUCCGAGUCCCUACUUCCUCUUCAAUUGACACCGUUGCCCCCAAAACCAAUGCCACUAAUGGGAGCAGCGUGCAAGAUUAUUCUCUGUUUGAAUUGAUCUCUCAACCUACUUCACAACCUGAUGAAUUCCUUAGCUUUCUUUUUAGACAGUCACUCCCAUUAGGAUUCAACACAAACUUUGGUUCCGACACCAUUUAUUCUGUAAUGGGACGUGCCUGCACUUUCUUUUAGGAUGAACUUCGAUAGUACAUGUCUUACAUAGUGAAUGGAUCGUGUUCGGAGGACGAGCUGCUCAGCCAGAAGCUACUCCUCAAGGACUGCGAGCCACUAUUUUUCCGCCAUUGUCGCCUCGCUGCACCGUCUCAAUACACCGAACCAUAUCCUCUUCCCACCAGCCUAUGGAGAACACCACCCGAUUCAUCAGUUGUAUGGACAGCUUAUGCUUGCAAGAACUACACUUGUCUUAUCAAUAGGAAGCGUAAGCAAAAGGGUUUUGAUUAUUGCAAGGAUUGCUUUGAUCUUGAAGGUCGUGAGAGAACUCGUUGGACAUCAAAUAGAAGUGAAGAUGGACUUGACUUUGCUAUUGAUGAAGUGUUAGCGACAAGAAAACCUAGUACAAUCCGAAUAGGGCUUGAUAUCGGUGGUGGGGUGGCUACCUUUGCUGUCAGAAUGAUGGAAAGAAAUAUAACGAUUGUGACAACCUCCAUGAACUUAAAUGGUCCAUUCAAUACUUUCAUGGCCUCAAGGGGAGUUAUCCCUUUGUACAUGAGCAUUUCGCAGAGGCUGCCAUUUUUCGAUAACAAAUUGGAUAUAGUGCACUCCAUGCACCUUUUGAGUAACUGGAUUCCAACAACGAUGCUGCAUUUCUUAAUGUAUGAUAUCUACAGAGUGCUAAGGCCUGGAGGAUUAUUUUGGUUAGAUCAUUUCUUCUUUGCUGGGGAGCAGUUGGAGGAGGUCUAUGCUCCUCUUAUUGAAAGCAUUGGAUUCAACAAGUUGAAGUGGGUGGUGGGGAGGAAGCUUGAUCGUGGACCGGAGCUCAGGGAGAUGUACCUCUCAGCUUUGCUGGAAAAGCCAUUAAACAACUCUUGGUGA
This is a messenger RNA of Theobroma cacao (cacao), 1215 nucleotides long. The record is from RefSeq and is a predicted model, not a curated record. Lineage: Eukaryota; Viridiplantae; Streptophyta; Magnoliopsida; Malvales; Malvaceae.